AAUGUUUUGUAAUCAAAUGGAUUGUUCGAUCAUUAAAAUAUUUGCUGUAGGCUAGAGAAAUAAAAAUAGACUGACCAUUUUUUGCGGGACAAAUGGUGUUCCUUUUUGGAAUGCUCAUCGCGUAAAACAAUGACGCCUUUGCUUUCGUAAAACAACAUAUUUUUGUCGCAUGUUUAUUUUCAUUUUUCAAAUUCCUCAAAACAACCUAGGCUACAGGUGAUAGAAGGCCUUUUCCAACCAAAGAACAAACAGAUUUAAGCGAAAAAAAUAUAGCCCUACUCAAGGUAAAGAAAAUUCUAUUAAUGGAAGUUGAUUAAUAGGAUAGAAUGAUGGUGGAAUAAUAUGUAUGUUUUCACUAUCUGUAGCGUUUGUCUGUGGUUGACAACGUCCCUUACAUUUCCUCCAUAUUAUGCCUAGUGCUCUUUCGGUCUACCUCUCUUCUCUCUUGAGUCUUUUUGACCGACCUACGUCUUGCUCAUUUUCAGAUGGAGUUAGUGUCAGGUUACCGUGACCGGAUGAUUGAGUUCUCGGAGGCUAUGGCACAGUGGUAUCGCUGCUUCCAGACCACCCGUAGGGGGCGCAAAGAACCACAUAGUGAUUUCUGGGGGUACGAUUUUCCCCGAUACCACAUGGACCGCUCACCGUACUGGAUACUGCACCUGCUGGAUUGCGCUGCAAAGCCACCUGCAGCUAUUCCACGGCUAGAACAGGCUGGAGUGGACCCCUCCGAGCUCAUAAGUAGUGAAGGAGAGAGUGUUCUGAUGGUGACGGAUGCCUCUGGCCUGCCCCUGGGCUUUGACGUGCUGGCCGGUGGCUGGGCGGGGGCGCUGGGUGGGGGCGAGGCGGCGGGUGGAGAUGGGAAGGGGGCCCUGGAGACAAUCCAGAAGAUGGUAGGACUGCUGAGACGCUGCAUGGAGGCCCCCAUGACUGGCGGGUUGCCUCGGAGACCACACAUGCUCCACGUCAAUGACAAGAAGCUUCACAGGUUGCUGAGUAGGUGUGAGAAGGCCCUCACCAUUCUGAAGGUGGUUCUGUGGCCCCAGGCCCUGGGUGACUGGGGCCUCACAGAGGUGGAGCAGGUGGACGGAGGAGAGUCCUUCAGUAUGCGCUGGCCUCCGACCUGCUACUGUCACGUGUGUAAGAAACACUCCUUCCCCAGUCAGCUGAAACCAUGGUAAGGCGAGGAGAGAGAGAGAGAGAGAGACAGAGAGAGAGGCAGAGAGACAUAGAGAGACAUACAGACAGAGAGAGAGAGAGACAGACAGACAGAGGAAGAGAGAGAGAGA
Oncorhynchus tshawytscha (Chinook salmon) is the source of this 1286-nucleotide messenger RNA. Its product is annotated as zinc finger MYND domain-containing protein 15-like. Gene Ontology annotation, molecular function: histone deacetylase binding. The coding region runs from base 486 to 1178 and encodes 230 amino acids. NCBI's taxonomy places the organism in Eukaryota, Metazoa, Chordata, Actinopteri, Salmoniformes, Salmonidae. Gene Ontology annotation, biological process: negative regulation of DNA-templated transcription. The record is from RefSeq and is a predicted model, not a curated record. The transcript has 3 exons.